GUCGUGUGUAUGCUUCUUAUUUCAUGAAGAAUUAAUUGCAGUCAACUCCAACCACUCAUUCGUCAUUUGUAAUUGUUUAAAAUAUAUAACGUUUAGCAUUGCGGACUGAUAUUUCUACACGAGUAUGGAGUGUUUUAUGAGUACCAAACAUGGGCGGGAAGCAGUCGUUUCCGAUGGUGCAGAUACCGAAAGGCAGAACGUUCGUGGUAACAGGCGCAUCCAGAGGUAUCGGUUAUGAGACUACUAAGUGGAUUGCCAUGAUGGGCGGCACCGUGGUAAUGGCCUGCCGCUCCCAAGACGCUGCCGUACAGGCAAUGCGGCGCAUGAAUAAAGAGUACAAGGAGUUGAAGUCAAGGGGGGAAACACCAGGACUAGUGGACGUGGAGGAGUUAUCACUGUACUUCAUGCCCCUGGAUCUUUCGUCCCUGCAGUCCACUAAGGAGUUUGUACACACCUACAGAGAGUCAGGCCGGCCCCUGCACGUCCUGGUGUGCAACGCGGGGGUGGUGAAAGCCAUUCCAGAGAAAACAGACGACGGCUUUGAGAGCAUGCUACAGGUAAAUUACCUGAGUCACUUCCUACUGGUAGGUCUCCUACUGCCGAUGAUGAAGAACGCCGCGGCCGAUGAUGAUAUACGCGUUGUCAUGGUUUCCAGUGACGCACAUAGGAUGUGCAAGUUUGAUUUAGAAACAAUUGAUUAUUCCGGUGAACCAGAAAAGUUCGGUUACUUUGAUUAUUAUGGACGCUCAAAACUCUAUCAGAUCAUGCAAGCUCACUGUCUACGACGUCGGUUGCGGAACACAGGUAUCACCGUCAGUGCCGUGCACCCCGGAAUGGUGGAGACGGACAUUGGCCGGGAAUUCCUAGACAACAAAAUGUGGCAGCUGUUCGUUUCCUUUAAUAGACUAAUAGGUAUGCUGCAGUGUCCGUAUGACGGGGCGCGGACGGUGAUUGACCUUGCCGUUAACCCUGCCCUGCAAGGGGCGCCCGCCGUCUACUACAAGAACUGUAGCCCUGGUGGUUCCUCCGCGGCCGCCAGGAACGAGGUACACCAAGAGGCUUUGUGGACGUGGACGAUGGAAACAUUAAAAGACCAUUUCAAAGAGGAUGAAGUAUACUGUUUGGAGGGAGCUGAUCCUGUCUGACUUUAGUGAAAGACGUGUGACCUUGUAACCAAAUGUGUGUGACCUUGUCAUACCUUGAGUGAAAAGCGUGUGACCUUGUAACCAAAUGUAUGACCUUGUCAUACCUUGAGUGAAAAGCCUGUGACCUUGUAACCAAAUGUACGACCUUGUCAGACCUUGAGUGAAAAGCCUGUGACCUUGUAACCAAAUAUAUGACCUUGUCAUACCUUGAGUGAAAAGCCUGUGACCUUGUAACCAAAUAUAUGACCUUGUCAUACCUUGAGUGAAAAGCGUGUGACCUUGUAACCAAAUAUAUGACCUUGUCAAACCUUGAGUGAAAAGCCUGUGACCUUGUAACCAAAUAUAUGACCUUGUCAUACCUUGAGUGAAAAGCGUGUGACCUUGUAACCAAAUGUAUGACCUUGCCAUACCUUGAGUGAAAAGCGUGUGACCUUGUAACCAAAUGUAUGACCUUGUCAUACCUUGAAUGAAAAGCCUGUGACCUUGUAACCAAAUAUAUGACCUUGUCAGACAUUGAGUGAAAAGCGUGUGACCUUGUAUGAAACAUGUGUAGCCUAAUGUAUGAAAUCUAGUGACAUUGUGUAGAUUGUAUGCAAAAAAAAGUGACCUCGUAGGUCUAAAAAACCAUGACAUUGUGUAGAUUGUGUGCAGAAUGACAUUGUGUAAAAAUGUGGCAUAUCAGUUUGAGUGACAAAUAACAUUCUGCUGUUACUAGGCAAUGUUGGAAGUCUAAUGGAUUUCAUUUAAUUCCUGUUAGCGUAUGAGACUCCUUCUACAUUCUGUGAUAUUUAUGCGGCAUGGGAACUCGUAUUACAUUUCGUGAUUUUCACAUAAUAAUAGAUAUACAUUUGUUACAAAGGGAGGUAAAAAGUGCAGCAUGGUUUCAGUAUCGCACAUCCGUAGUUAUGCCUCCUAUAAGUAUUGUGCUGCUACUUAAAGGAAAUAACACUUAACGACAAUCAAGCAUAAGAACUUAUAUUGAUCGAUACACAUAGUACAUUUUAAAAGUAUACUCGCACAAAAUCGUCAUGCCGUUCACCUGCAAAGAACAGUUUUAAUGAAGGACAAUCAUUAAUUGCGAAAUAUCAUUAAAAUAUGCUACUAGUAUGUAUAUAUAUACAUUAUUAUACAUGUUUAAUAAUGAUAAUAAUGAUAAUAAUAAUAAUAAUGGGUGAAUUGCUAUAAAUAUAAAAAAGAAAUGAAAGUGUAUUUAUACCUAUUGUUAAAAUAAUGAAAUGUAAAAUGCAACUCUUGAGAUCACUAUUAAGUGAACAAAUAAAAUAAC
This is a messenger RNA of Mya arenaria, 2430 nucleotides long. RefSeq names its product WW domain-containing oxidoreductase-like. The transcript has 10 exons. The coding region runs from base 150 to 1145 and encodes 331 amino acids. The record is from RefSeq and is a predicted model, not a curated record. Lineage: Eukaryota; Metazoa; Mollusca; Bivalvia; Myida; Myidae.